AUGGAUUUGAGGUAUAAAGAGGUACAGUUUGAUGGGAGGUUUGUGAAGGAGAACGUGUAUCGAAAGAUGGCACCAUCACCAGAGACGGACGAGGCCUGGGACAAACUAGGAAUAGGCUAUAAUCAGGUCCGACUACCUGAAGCUUUGGCAGUGAAGGCUGGUAUAACCAGAAACCACACCCGUAUAAAGGCGAAAUACGGCGGAGGCUACCCUGUGUUUGUAGAGGGACUGCAUCAACUACAUUGCCUCAAUCUUGUCCGGAAAUCUCUGUGGUAUAAUUAUGAGCAUUAUCACGGUGCUCACGAAGUCGAGUUCUCAGAUUCAGAUAAGGUUAUUUAUUGGCACGUCUCACACUGUCUUGACAUCAUUCGCCAACGUCUGAUGUGCACCAUGGACACCAGUGUGUUUGGUUCAGUAUGGGUGGACCGGAAUGAUCCUCGGCCAUUCACAGAUUUCAACACAAAGCAUGUCUGUAGAGACUUUGAACAGAUUAGAGAAUGGGCAGAAGACCAUCAGCUCGGAGAUGAUACUCCUGAGGACUUCCUGGAACUUCCCGGCGAGGAUGUGUACGUAUGGGACGUAGCGCCUUGAGUAGAAUGAGCGGCAAUGUUUUACUGGGAAAAGGAAAUAGAGUCUAGACGAAGCAGAUUUAUACGUUUCAGCAAAAUGAAUUUCAGCAAGACUUUUUC
Verruconis gallopava is the source of this 689-nucleotide messenger RNA. RefSeq lists its product as uncharacterized. The transcript has 4 exons. The record is from RefSeq and is a predicted model, not a curated record. Gene Ontology annotation, biological process: mycotoxin biosynthetic process. Bases 1 to 591 code for a protein of 196 amino acids. NCBI's taxonomy places the organism in Eukaryota, Fungi, Ascomycota, Dothideomycetes, Venturiales, Sympoventuriaceae.